Messenger RNA from Cryptococcus amylolentus CBS 6039, 1104 nucleotides. RefSeq lists its product as hypothetical. The transcript has 11 exons. Gene Ontology annotation, biological process: cellular response to oxidative stress; protein phosphorylation. The record is from RefSeq and is a predicted model, not a curated record. The coding region runs from base 1 to 1104 and encodes 367 amino acids. NCBI's taxonomy places the organism in Eukaryota, Fungi, Basidiomycota, Tremellomycetes, Tremellales, Cryptococcaceae. Gene Ontology annotation, molecular function: calmodulin binding; ATP binding; calcium/calmodulin-dependent protein kinase activity.
AUGGCCCCCCAGACAGUUCCGUGCCAGUACAAGACCGGCAAGACAUUAGGAAGCGGUACUUACGCUGUCGUCAAAGAAUGCGUGCAUAUCGGUACUGGUGAUUACUUUGCCUGUAAGGUUCUCAACAAGAAGUUCUUGAUGGGCCGAGAACACAUGGUCAGGAAUGAGAUUGCUGUCCUCAAGCGUGUCUCGGCGGGUCACAAGAACAUUGUGCAACUGCACGACUUUUUUGAGACUACUCACAACCUCUACCUUGUCUUUGACUUGUGUACAGGCGGGGAGCUCUUUGACAGGAUCUGUGCUAGGGGAAGUUACUUUGAAGGCGACGCGGCCAACAUUGUCCGUACCGUCACGAAAGCCGUCAAAUACCUCCACGACCAAGGAAUCGUCCACCGGGACUUGAAACCCGAAAAUAUCCUUUUCAAGUCAAAGAAGGAAGAUGCGGAUCUCAUGUUGGCAGACUUUGGCUUGUCCAAGGUGUUGGACGAUGACAAGUUGACUAUUUUGACUACUACUUGUGGUACCCCUGGAUACAUGGCUCCUGAAAUAUUCCGAAAGGCCGGACACGGCAAGCCUGUCGACAUCUGGGCCAUCGGUGUUAUCACCUAUUUCCUCCUCUGCGGCUACACCCCCUUCGACCGUGACACCCAAUACGAAGAAAUGAACGCAAUCAUCAAUGGCGACUACCGAUUUGAGCCCCAAGAGUACUGGGCGGGCGUGUCUGAAACCGCCAAGCAGUUUGUGCGGGACUGUCUGACGAUCGACCCCACCAACAGGCCUACGGCGGACGGAUUGCUGCAGCACGAAUGGUUGAAGGAGGAUGUCGCGGUGAACGAGGUCAGCGCGUCAGGAAAGGGGGUGGAUUUGCUGCCGAACGUCAAGGCUGCUUUCGACGCCAAGAAGACUUUCCGGAAGGCUGUCCUUGGUAUGAUGGCCGUUCACAGGUUCCAAGACCACAGCGCGUCCUUCAGCGGGCAGCAUCAAACCGAUGCGGAGAAGGAGCAGUUCAAGAGGGAGGUCGAGGAGUACAAGCGGGAGGCUGCCAAGGAGGAUGUCCAGACCGUCAUCCAACCUGGAUCUGGCCCUGCCACCCCUCAAAUCUAG